CACGGCCACACCACACCCAGCUGUCCCCAUCGCGCGCACACUCUCUCGGUCUCUCCCUCCCAGUCCCAGCGUUUGCGGUCCAGUCCAGAGAGCUCGAGCAGCCAUGGCGGCUCCCCUGUUCCUCCUCCUCCUGCUGCUGGCUAUGUUCACAGGCUCAGACGCGGCGUUCUGCGUGUGCAAGACGGGCGUGCCCGACCAGGCGAUGCAGGCGGCGAUCGACUACGCCUGCGCCAAGGGGGCCGACUGCGCCUCCGCCUCCAAGGGCGCGCCCUGCUACGGCAACGGCAACAAGGUGGCCGUCUGCUCCUACAUCUGCAACAGCUACUACCAGAGCCGCAGCGCCACGGGCGCCACCUGCGACUUCAACGGCGUCGCCACGCUCACCGGCACCGACCCCAGCUCCGGCACCUGCAAGUUCGCCUCCGGCCCCAGCAGCGCAGGCACCGGCGGUGGCAUGGGCGCUGGCGCGGGUACCGGCGGUGGCAUGGGCGCUGGCACCGGCGCCGGGACAGGCGUUGGCACCGGAGCAGGCACGGGCAUGGGCACCGGGACGGGGACCAGCACCGGCACCGGCGCCGGCGCAGGGGUCGCGACCCCCGGGAGCGCCCUGAGCCCACCGUUCGGCGGCACUGGCGCGUACGGCCCGUCAGGGGCAGGCAGCACGGACUACAACGACGCCGUCGCCCCGCGCGCCGCCGGGCUGCACGUGGUGGCUGCCCUCGCUCUCGCCGUCGCCGUCGCCGCACCUCUCCACCGCUAGGGGCGGUGCCAUGGCAACUGGGAGCUGGCGGGCACGACACUCGCAGACGGGAUCCCGCCUCGGCGGCCCGCCAGCGCGGGCUCUGGUCGAUGUCCGGCGUUAGUGCGUGCGCGUACCUGAUGAAGUGAUGAUGGGUUUUGAUCGACCAGCCGUCAGCGUAGUGCGGUCACGGGGUUUACAGUGUUAUUCGAACUGACCUCUCUGCUUCCUCGUGCUAGUAGUGGUGGCUGCCAUGUGUGUGUGCUGCUGGUAGAGAACUAGGGAUUCUUUUUUUUUCUUCUGUCGCUUCCUUGCUUAUAUGUCCCGUCGUGUUAGGCUGUGUUUACUAUGCAGUGUUUGGUGGUGGCCGCUUUCCA
Messenger RNA from Zea mays, 1116 nucleotides. RefSeq lists its product as uncharacterized. Lineage: Eukaryota; Viridiplantae; Streptophyta; Magnoliopsida; Poales; Poaceae. Bases 104 to 760 code for a protein of 218 amino acids. The record is from RefSeq and is marked validated. The transcript is spliced from 3 exons.